CAAUUUUACGCAGUCCACGUCCACCCUUCCUAAGUUCCUCCACUCUCUUCUCUGGUUCGCUCCACCGACUUCUCCCUCCGCCUUCGUCGACGGCAGCUACUGCUUCUCCUUGCCAUUGUCAUCGACUUCUUUCUCCACCUUCGUUGACGGCCCAAUCUGGUUCGAGGUCGACUUCAUCGAAGCUUCAUCCAUCGCAGAUCUGAUUUUGGUUCGAGUUCGACUUCUCCCGCUCCACCUUCGUCGACUUCUCCCUCCACCUUCAUCGACGGCCCAAUCUAGUUUGAGUUCGACUCCCUCUCCUUUUCCGUUUGACUCUGCCUGAUACCCUGGGUCUCUUUCGACCACUUCACCUCCAUCUUUCUCGGCACCGUUGACGCAGGUGUUCGCAUUUCGAAAUGUCGAUGGCUGGUGACUCAACUUGGGUUGGUAGGAAGCCUCUCAGACGCAUUGGGGGCAUGUCAGACGCUCUUUCUAUUGCCUCCGAUCUUGGUUUCUCUGUCUCCCCUCCUCCUUCCCAGGAAGAACUUCUUAAUUCAUCCUCCACUACAGGUGAAAAGGGUGAAGACUUAAUCAGGGUUCUGAGAGAACUAACUACUGUACAAAGAAAAAUCGCUGAUUUGCAAGUGGAACUUCAAGGUCGCAAGGAUGAUAAGAAUGUUGCACAUUUGACCCAUGUCAGUGAAAUGGAAAAGAAGAUCGAGACAUUGGGAAGGAUUACAAAUAUAUUGAAAGAUGUUAUUCAAAAUAAGGAUCGCAUUAUAGCUCGCCUACAGCAACCUUAUUCGCUUGAUUGCAUUCCUGUAGAAGCAGAAUAUCAGAAACAAUUCUCUGAACUAUUGAUGAAGGCUGCUAGUGAUUAUGGUGCCUUGACUGCAUCAGUGGCAGAUUUCCAUUGGAGUCAGAAUUUCAAGGAACCUCCUUCUGUCUGGGGGGAAAUGCUUCGACCAAUCCCAGUGGCUUUGGCAUCUUGCACUCGGUUCUUCGAAGCCAUGUCAGCAAUGAGAGAAUCGUUUGCAACUCUUCAAAAUCUGAGAGUCGGUUAUUCUGACACCCUUGGGCCAAGGACACCUGCUGGAGAUCCCUCUCAGAGACUCCCAGGAGUUUCUGAUUGUGUGACACCACCGCCAUGGAAAAACGAAUCAAGCUUCGAUGACUUAGCUAUCAGAAACCUAAGGAGGCAAGAAUUGGGUCAGCAGGCAGUAGUAGAUGGAGAAGAGAGCCAGGCAGGUGAGGUCCAUCAAGAUAAUGGUACAAGCCAUAGGAGACUGUCUUGGCCUCCCUCAGUUCAAAAGAGUGUUGUUUAGUCCUUGAUAUUGUUAAUGCGUCCUUAUGAAAAAUAUAUAUACAUACAUAUCCAUCAUGCUGAAAUUGCUUGUGCAGUUUGUUUGUUCAUCUUUAUUAAUUUUGUUUCUUAAUUAGUGUUUGUGGAGCCUGAUUCAUUGAUAAGACUUGAUAAAUCUUAUACCGCUUAGAAGUAUUCUAAAUA
Prosopis cineraria is the source of this 1486-nucleotide messenger RNA. Its product is annotated as AUGMIN subunit 2-like. Gene Ontology annotation, cellular component: mitotic spindle microtubule. Lineage: Eukaryota; Viridiplantae; Streptophyta; Magnoliopsida; Fabales; Fabaceae. Bases 396 to 1304 code for a protein of 302 amino acids. The transcript is spliced from 7 exons. Gene Ontology annotation, biological process: microtubule nucleation; spindle assembly; microtubule organizing center organization. The record is from RefSeq and is a predicted model, not a curated record.